Molecule: messenger RNA, 330 nt
Organism: Oldenlandia corymbosa var. corymbosa
Lineage: Eukaryota; Viridiplantae; Streptophyta; Magnoliopsida; Gentianales; Rubiaceae
Source: the annotation of a GenBank genome assembly
AUGGAGAAUUCAAAUCCCCAGAAAAAUCCCGCAAAACGGCUUCAAGAAAUAUAUGCCGAGCUUUUCCGCCCAAAAACGAAGAUCACCAAGCCAAAACGGAAACAAAAUCUGAAGUCUGAGGUUGGUCCCAUGAAGAUUGACAAAAAACUUUCUCCUCCUCCCCCUCUACCUCCUUUGCCGGCUGGAGCUGCUCCCCCGGUUGUUCCUCUGCUUUCCAAUCAACCAUCGCCCAUUUUGGAUGUUACGCCGCAGGUUGUUCAUCAUCUUUCAGAGCGCAUUUGUGAACUAGACUUCAACAAACCAGGAGGAGAAAAGGAAAAUACCAUUUGA